Molecule: messenger RNA, 4457 nt
Organism: Parnassius mnemosyne (clouded apollo)
Lineage: Eukaryota; Metazoa; Arthropoda; Insecta; Lepidoptera; Papilionidae
Source: the annotation of a GenBank genome assembly
GCAGUUCGUUCCAUACUCCCGUGCAGAUCGGUUCAAGUCAAAAUUGACAUGCCAUAAUUUAUUAUUCUAUAAAACCAUAUAUUAUGGUAUAAAAAUCAAGUGCCCGAAAGAGACUGCCAUCAAGUAACUUAAAUUAUUAUUUCAACCAAAUAAAUCCAGUGGAGCAUAAUUAUAACAGGAUUGCGCAUUUUUCGCCAAGCUUUUGUUAGGAGACAGUACACAGCAGCGGUGGUAAGGUGACCAGCAGCACCAAGGUCGAGGAGUUUGACCUCGAGCAGUGCUGGGACGAACGCGUUCUACGGAAACUUCUGGAAGAGUGCAGCGACUACGAACAGCGACGUCGCUUACGUGCGCGCAUUCGCACACUCAUGGCGGAGCAAGAAGCGUGCACGAGUGCGGUGACGGAGGCGCUCGCGGCGGCGGGCGAGGACGGCGAGUCGCGCGGUGAGUCUCUACUUUUGCCCCUGCUGCACGGGCUGCUGGGCGCGGCGCGGGUCGGGGAGCGCGAUGGCGAGAGGAGCGGGGAGCGUGGCGGGGAGCGUGGCGUGGAGCGGAGUGGGCUGGCGGGCGCGGGCGCCGCCGUGCUAGCGGACGUGCGGCGCGCGCUCGCCCGCCUACGCGCCGCUCUCGCUCCGCCCGCUAACCACCCUCAAGCGCAGGCGUUGCUCAGCCUCGCCGACCGCCUGGAGGACGCCCUGGACGCCGCCGACCGCCUGGAUGGAUGUCCUCGCACUCGUCGCCGAAGACGCGCCUCGCGGCAUACUGUCGCCGUCACGCACCAAGACCUGGAGGAGGCGCGCAGACUUAUUUCUGACUCCCCCCCCGUCCAGAAGCCAGAACCCUCCGGCGAGGACAAGGCAUCCCACGCACACACCCCCGUCGAGGCUCCACAAAUGAGGCGCGAAGUGCACGUGGAGAGACGCGCGCCGGCCCCACGUCGCCCAGACUUCUUCCGGCACUCGGUCGCGGACACCGUGCAGCCGGACACCAUUCCGCGCUGGCCCGAAUCGAAAAGCGGCAUCGCGGCGAUCGCCAAUAAGUUCAAUUCCAACUUCGAGAAAUGCCCUCCCCCUCCGGUGAGGCGGGCGCCGGUGAGUCGCCCGCCCCCCGCGAGUCAGCGGUCCAUGGAAGAGACGCGACGUGCCCCGCUCUACCGUCCCCCACCCCCUACAUACAAUUUCGCAGCCCCCCCAUCCGCUGACGACUUAUCCAAGCCCUUGAACAGAUUCAACAGCAGCAAACGCGCCCGUAUGAAACGAGCAAACACUAUAGACAUAGGUAAGCCGCUGGGCGGCUAUCACAUCGACGUCGAGAACGAAGACGCUCACCGUGCGCCGGCUGUACCGGAGUUUCGUCCGAAGACAGAGAACGAUCGCAAGUUUCUCGCUUUCAUGCAAAAAAAUCAGGAGAACGAGCGCGCCUCGAUUGCCGGGCCGGCGAAUUGGAGCAGUCGGUUCGGUAACAUAAAGAACGCAUUCGAGAACCGGGAGCGGGAGCAACAGAAUACAAGAUCAGCAAGUGCAUCCUCAUCCUCUGCUAAACGUUUUUGGCAAGCGGGCGACGAGCAUACACAAAGGCCACGUAAAUUCCUUUCCGACAUUACGACAGACAUUAAUAGACCUCCUUGGGUAUCGCAACGCAGGGAACCUAAUCGAGCGCCCGCUGCACCUCCUGUACUACCCCCCAGUCACUCUUCCCCACUGCAAGCACCUAUUCAAUAUACAGCAGAAAAACCUUACAUUGCAAAACCUAUUCCAGUUAAUCAAUUUUCCCACGCCCCAAUGUCGCCAUUUAAACCUCCUAAGAAAAUUACGUCGCCUAUUUCCGCGCCUCCAAACGUGUGGAGUCCUCCCUCGUCGAAUAUUAUUAGGUCCCCGACGGCGGAAAAUCCGCCCGAAAGCGCAUUUAUGCCUAAAUCGUUUGUCCCUAGUCCCCCGGCCCCUAGAGUGCCCUGGGCAUCUGAUAACGAGAAGCCGAGAAAAUCGGUUGGUCACGUCGCUUCUAAAUAUGAAAGCGAAAAGUUCAUAUCGCAAACCGCUCCACCCCCAAAACUUUACAGUUACCAUCCACCAACACCUCCGACCCGCGGCACAUCUCCCCAAAUUCAAGGUUACCCCAUCAAAGCGAUUCCCAGUCAGAACGAUUUAGCCGCGCCGGAGCUCGUGAAAAAAAUUCACGAAACGAAUCCGCAUCGCAGCCCGGAGCCUUUUCCUGUACCUAUAGACGCUCAAAAGCUUCAAAUAGAGUUUUACGAGCGGCAAAUACGCGAAAAAAGUCGCCGCGGAUCGAUGACGAAUAGCGACCGGAAACCUCCCGCAGCCCCCGCUCCUCUCCCCACUUACACAGUAGUUGACUACACUCCUCCCAAUGCGACGGCCUCGUUCGUCCCCCUGCAGCAGACGCCCGACAUAGAGAAGGCGAAAGCGCACAAGGUGGACUACUUACCCGACGUUGUGAUGAACGAACGCGCAGGCGAGUGCCCGAUGACAAACGGAGAUGUGGAGGACGCCACGGAGCACGACAGCGUGGAGACGAAGGUGAUGAGAGGACCCGUGCGAGGCGCCGCCACCAUCACAACUGGCGUGCGCACGCGCAACGGUGCCGCUGACAACCUCAGCAGUGCGCUCCAGCGCCUCGCCUCCCCCAAACACGACAUCUUCCCUCAGAUGGAUAGACAUGCUCAGAAAACUCAGAGAGCGGCCAUCUCGCCGGGCGGCUCCAGCGACGGAAGCUCGAACGCGCGCUCGCCUGCAUCUCCCGCAUCUCCGCGCAAGCUCGCCGUUCGCACCAAGUCCAUGCACCUGCUGGCCGCGCCCAAGCUGUAUGAGGGUGGCAUCACUCGCGAACAGCUGCCGGAGAAGAAGCGCACGGUGGAGGCAUACUUUUCUGGGCGGGCGGGGACUGGAAGGGCGGGGGCAGGCGGCUACGCGCUGGGCCGCAGCCGCACCGUGGCCACGCUGUCCGAGCUGCAGCUGCUGGACGAGAGCAACGCGGACGACGCUUUCGAAGACCUGGUGUCGGCGCUCGCGUAGCCAACCGAGACAUUCCACUAGUUAGGAGCGGAACGAGACGCGUAAGAAGAGGAGAUAACGACGAUGACAUCCAGCGUGAGGAGAAACUCCACCGAAAAAUCCGUUAGCACCAGUACCACCAUCAAAAAUUCCACAGUGAUAGAAAGCAUUACGCGGCCGGCGCCUAAACCCGUUUCGCCAUUCGCGAAAUUCCGUCAGCUUGAAAAACAAAACACAAUCAACUCUCCCAACUGUAACUGUGGAUACGAAUAAGGACAACAAUUCGCCCGCGAGCCCGCAGAGCCCGCGCUCUCCGUCGCAGCCCUACUUCAAGUUCACGGAGCCCGCGCUGCAAGCCAGCGCCCUCACUAUUAAAGAACGGCUGCUGCACUGGUGUCGCGACAAGACCAGGGACUACGAGAAUGUGAAGCUGGAGAACUUCUCGACGAGCUGGGCGGACGGGCUGGCGUUCUGCGCGCUGGUACACCACUUCCUGCCGGACGCGUUCGACUACAGCGAGCUCUCGCCCGAAAAGCGCCGACACAACUUCACGCUCGCCUUCAAAAUUGCCGAAGAGAAGGCGGGCAUCUAUCCCCUAUUGGACGUGGACGACAUGGUCGCCAUGCGGAAGCCUGACUGGAAGUGUGUCUUCACAUACGUCCAGUCAAUCUACCGGCGGUUCAAGGACGAGAAAUAGUCCACGUCUUUACGAUUUAGCUGGAAUACGUGUAUUUUGCACAUUUGGUGUAUAUGAACGAUUAUAUUAAUUAAUAUUAUUUGUGUAUAGAUUGAGUACAUAUUUUUGUUUAGGUGCAAAAUAAACGUAUUCCGAUUUCAAAGGACCAGGGCGUUAGAUAUCAGUAGUUGAACGUUGGUGGUCGCAAAAAUGUAUUUAUGUGUUGUUUCGGUAUAAUUAAUUCGUCCAAAGAACGUUGUUGAAUUUUGUUGAUGUAUAUCAGAUGUUUAUGGUCAGUACCGCCCAACUCGCCGUUUCUCCAAGCGCUGUCUCGUGAACAGUCCUCCUAUUUAUUCUAAUCUCAAGAUGUAUGUGAUUUUUUAUAUAAAUUAGUUUGUAAGUUUGACUAACAGAUAUUAUUUCGAGCGAUAUAUUAAUGUACCUAGGUAAUGCAUAGUUCAUAGUUCUUUUUUUUUUAAAUGUAUUUUCGCUAUUGACUUCGUGAGAAUAUCCGAACGCACUAUCUGCGAGGAUCGCCUUCACUUAUUUAUCUACAUAAGCAAGUUGUAUCCUUGCCUUUAUUUCAGUGUGUAAUCUGCCCUGACGUUUAUUGUAUUUUUAACAUUACUUAUUUUUUUCUUUGACCAUAAUAACAGCGGCUUGACAUAAUCGCCUACUCUGAUUUAAGAAACUGACUAUUAUUAUUACUAUAUUUAUUAUUAAAUAUUUAAUUUAUACAAUUAGAAAUGAAAUAAAUAUUAUUAACAAUU